Amoebophrya sp. A25 is the source of this 641-nucleotide messenger RNA. NCBI's taxonomy places the organism in Eukaryota, Dinophyceae, Syndiniales, Amoebophryaceae. The record is from the annotation of a GenBank genome assembly.
AGGCAGUCCAUCUUCUAGUACAACACCUGCGGCAGGAGCGCCUGUAGCUGCAUCUUCGACGGUGGAACCUCCUAGCUCGACUGCAGCAGCAGUGAAGAGUAGUACGGCAAGCGUUGCUGCAGAAAGUUCAACAUCCGGUACUGCAGCAUCGAAUGUCACUGGGUCAGAUUCAAGCACAUCAGCCGAUACUUCUGCAGCAGGAGGAGGACAGCCGUCAACGUCAACAACGCAGGAGCCGUCAUCGUCGACAGAGGCAAUAAGCACUUCUUCAGCUGCAGCGGCGUUAACAUCUUCCUCAAGUACUACGGUUCAACCAGCUACAGGAGGAACAACUACCGACGCAGCGACUCCGAGUUCAACCGUCGGAGCUGCAGCUGCAACGGUCAUGCCUACAUCAUCAACCUCAGGUGCGCCAGCGCAGUCGACUUCAGCAGCGCCAGUUAGAGCAUCAACAGCAGCUGUGACUGUGAGCAGCACCGUGUCUGUAGCAGCAAAUUCCCACGUUGUAUCGAGCAGUAGUACAACGGAAAUAAAUCCUAGUACUAGUACAACACAAAAUCCUAGUAGUACAACAGAAAAUCCUAGUAGUACAAGUACUUCGUCGUCGAGCUCAAGCUCAACAAAUGCCACGAAUAAGGUGA